Ostrinia furnacalis (Asian corn borer) is the source of this 4380-nucleotide messenger RNA. RefSeq names its product potassium voltage-gated channel subfamily A regulatory beta subunit hyperkinetic (gene Hk). The record is from RefSeq and is a predicted model, not a curated record. The transcript has 20 exons. Gene Ontology annotation, cellular component: voltage-gated potassium channel complex; cytoplasm. Lineage: Eukaryota; Metazoa; Arthropoda; Insecta; Lepidoptera; Crambidae. Gene Ontology annotation, molecular function: transmembrane transporter binding; voltage-gated potassium channel activity; potassium channel regulator activity. Bases 434 to 2122 code for a protein of 562 amino acids. Gene Ontology annotation, biological process: potassium ion transport; regulation of potassium ion transmembrane transport.
ACGUAUACGUUGAUAACCGUGAAAAUAAACUUCUAUGAAUACAUUUUCACGGUUUAAACAGUCAAGAAGCAGUAUACGUUCGAUAUUUAGUACGGCAACCGCUUAAUCCUUGAGAAAACACGAAAGUUGUUUAUAUUUACGCAGUGACGUGCGCGAUUCCGCAAAACUGGCUCACCAAUUUUGGAUAUCCUAUCACCCACCGACUGGAAACAAACAUACAUCCAGCGGUGAUGAAACUCCCCCAAUACCAGAGGAGGAGCUGGAACAGCAGAAAAUUGAACAUGAAAAGCAGGUGCAAAAGGAGAAAGAAUGCCAAGCAAGGGAGGCAGAAGAGGUUCGACAACUCGACAUAGAGCUGUUGCACCAGCGAGCGAUCGAAGCGGAAGAAGAACAAAAGCGAGAGAUAGCCGAAGCAGUGGAAGAGUUACGUGGCAUGAACACCUCGUGGUCUCAUCAUCGACUUUGCGACUUACAACGUCAAGCUGCCAGGUGGCGGCACAGUCGGCCUUCUAUACCAGAUACUACUAAACACUACAGGAGCGUCCUGAAGAAGGCAUGCAGUGCACAGUUGACCAAGCCUCAGUCCAGCCAGAGUAUAUGCGAGGAGGACGGCAUAUUCAUCAACUUGUCUCGCCUUGGCCCAUGCAGAGACGAAUCUUUGGACAGCGAUGGUUGCUGCGAGACACCAGGGUGUACCGCCAGCCCAGAGACCAGACCUUGGAGGGCAUCAGCCAACGACGUCAGCCCCCAGAGGCGGAUGGACUUAGUUAGAGCCCCUUCGUGUCCAGGAUGUCGCGCUCCAAUCGCUUCUCUCGAUUGUAUGGAUGAUUUUAGUGCGAACUCCCAACAAAUGCUGGACCAAGGGGAAGUGACGGUAUCCCGUCACAUGUCUGGAUAUAUGGCCAAUAGUAACGCUAUGGCCUCGUCCGUGACUCCCGGCCUCCGCUAUAAGAACUUGGGCAAGUCUGGCCUCAGGGUUCCCAAUAUUGGGCUGGGUAUGUGGACGAUGGUCAAUGAAGAAAGCGCGGAGGAUAUCAUUAUGACAGCCUUGGAAAAUGGGAUCAAUUUAUUUGAUCUGUCUGAGGCCCACUGCGCUAAAGGCGAAGCUGAACUGGGCAGGAUCUUGAAGAAAAGAAACGUGAGAAGAACAAGCAUUAUUAUUACUACGAAAAUUUACUGGAGCACCAAAUCUGAUGAGAGAGGUCUCUCUCGAAAGCAUAUCAUCGAAAGUGUAAAAGCAUCUCUGGCUAGACUUCAAGUCGAAUAUAUUGACGUAGUACUUUUGCACAAAGUAGAUCCAGUCUGCCCAAUGGAAGAGCUGGUGCGUGCUAUGAACUUUGUGAUAAAUCAGGGAUGGGUGAUGUACUGGGGCACAGCUCGUUGGUCUCCCUCAGAGAUAAUGGAUGCUUACACAAACUGCAGACAGUUCAACUGCAUCACGCCGAUAGUUGAACAGACAGAAUAUCACAUGUUCUGCAGGGAGAAGCCUGAACUCUACAUGCCAGAGUUGUAUCACAAGAUUGGUGUUGGAAUGAUGGUGUGGUCAGCUAUCACCACGGGCAAAGGGCUCGGCCGUGAGGAGAUUACUGGACUCUUCGCCAAGUCCCGCUUCAACAGGAAAUAUAGCACCUUCAGUUGGUGCGAGGAAGACCUGGCGGUUCCAGAGAUGCGUAGCUCUGGCAGUAAGGAACAAGUAACUGGUGAAGAACCACGCACAUACGGUGACAAGCUUCGUGAUCUUUCCAAUCUGGCAAACUCACUAAACUGCUCUAUGAGCCAGCUGGCAGUAGCUUGGUGCCUGAAGAAUGAGUCGGUGAACUGCCUAUUACUAGGCGCCACCAGUGUGGAACAGUUCAAAGAAAAUAUACACGCUUUACAGAUAGUGCCGCAGCUGACUCCGUUGGUGAUGAUCGAGAUAGAGCGUCUGCUGGCAAACAAGCCGCAGAGGCCGCCCAUGGUGUCUACCCUGGCCAUGCGCAACCAGCAGAACAACACAGUCCGCAUUGAUAUGACCGGUGUCACAUCAGGCACUGGAUCGCCCAAGCCGGAGGGCGAAGGCGCCGAGGGCGAGGCGUCCACCCCCGGCAAGGAGACUGGGCGGGCCUUCUGUGAGAUCCAGUGACCGUGGUGGCGCGGAAGCACUGACUCUGCUUCCAAAUCUAGCAAAUCAAAGGAAUCACUUAAGGACUCUAAACCUAAAUUCUUUUUAAACAAUGCCGGCGAAGUCAUCAAACGCACAGAGCAAGACGGAGUAUCAACAGAUGUGGUGAUCUCUGUAUCUUCCCUGAAAGGCAAGCAGCCCGCCAGCGGCGGCAGCAAGGUAAAGAAGUCCAAGUCAGAUACUGCUCGUCCGCGCUCCGCCUCGCUCCAGCGGUCCUCCUCGGGCCAGCUGUCGGUCGCCCGGGACCGACGCCGCUCCCGUCUCGAGCUGGGGUCUCCUGCUGACAUUUAGCGCUACUAACUUUUCAGUUGAGUCGCGAUACGACACAAUACAAGUGUGAAAUACUCAACCUACUACCAAAAAUCAAAUCAAUGCUUUUAAACCCUGAAAGGGAUGGACUAUGUGAAAUUAUGCCAAAUUACCUGGAACUGUUAAUUAAUAAAGGAUGUGAAUACAGCAUAGUUUUAGAUACAGUAAAUUGAUAUUGUUUAGGUGGAUACUACGAUGGACGGUCACACCUGGUGGUGAAUUAUGGUCUGUGAUUAUGAAUGAUUACUUGAUUGUUCGAUUAAAAUGUAUAUAAAGUGGAGUAAUAAAAUCACUGUAGUAGAAUAUAAUUCACUCUUUGUGGUAAAUGGUAAGACUGUAGCAUAAGAUUUAUGUCAGUACGUAAUAACUAGAACGAGAUCGUUUUAACGGCCGAUCAAGUAGCUCUUGGUAAGGUAAGUACUGUUAUACAAUCUUUCCUAUUUUUCUUAGAAAACUAUAGUAGACUGGAUUUCAAUCAAAGUAGUAGGUAGUUUGAAAGAGACAACUUCUUCACAUUGAAACGAAUAGCGGAACACCUUUGAACACCGUAGAACUUAUUGUGUCCUAGAUAUUAAGUCAACGAGCAAAAACUUAGAGCCGUUACCACACAGCGGUUGUAUAAAUGAUUCCUUUGAAUUCACUAAUAGAGAAGCCGAGUCUUUUAAAACACUUUGCUGAUAAAAAAUUGCUUACACUACGCUUGUUUUUAAAAUCUGGCUUAAACAUAAUUAAGUUAUAUUUGAUUUAUUCCACUCAAAUUUAAGUAACGAAAUUAGUUCUCGGAAACUAUUUUUGUGUAUUUCAUCUAAAUCAAACUUUCUUAAUGACUAGUUAUGCUACUUCGGCUAUGCUCAAUUAGGCACAGAUUUAUAUUUUAUAGACACAGCGCACUUAGAUACUACAUUAAAUGUUGUGUAGAGUGGACUAAAUGGCCUACAUACGACAUAUAAAUCGGUACCUAUUGUAGUCCUUUUAUUGCUAAAUAGCGUUCCUUGAAUAGACCACUAGCGACAUUGAUAUGGGUCGCUGGCCAGCAGCAUUGGGACGUACUAGGUAUACCUUAAGGUAACUUACCACUUGGUAGUAAGGUAAAACAUGUCUAAAAUAUUAUAUGUUAUAUGUCAUGGUAUAACUACCAAUUUUUUGUUACCAUUAAGUUUCUGUUAUUUAGUAAAAUAUACAAUAGUUAGCAAAUAAUUAAAAGUUGUAUUAUCAAUUCAUUAUACAUAUAAUUACUAUGUAUGUAUUAUAUAAAUUAUGAAAUUACCGUUGUUCUUUAAGAAUAUUACAAUUUAAAUUCAAUGUUAGAGAAUUAAUUCGAUUUAACUUAGAGAGUAAACAAACAUCUUACAUGAAGAUGCAUCAGAGUCCACAGUACCUGUUAAUGUUAUAUGAAAUAGUUAAAUGUUAAUGAUAAUAAUUGUUUCAAUGUGACUUUUUCCGUGUUAUGGUAUUGUAGUAAAAUUUUUAAGUAAUUAUACAUGUAUGUAUUUUAUAAUAGAUUAAUAAUAUAACAUAGAAAAUUUGGAAAAUUCGACACUACCUAUAUACCAAAAACAAUUAUAUUGUAUUAUCUCGUAACUUUCAAUAUAAUAACAGUCUAUUUGAUGUCUAAUAACGUAAACAAAUUUAAUAUCAAUGUUAGCCAUAUAUUCUGAUUCAGAUUACUAGAAAUAUUUUAUUUAUUGUUAUUGUACUUCGAAGAUAAUUAAACCUAUUUAGGCAAUUUUACUAUUUCUAAUAGGUACCCUUGUGUAUGUAUCACAAGAUUCAUCUCUCAUUUGUUCUUUCAUAUCAUUAGAUUAAAUAUAAGGCUCAGGCCUUCAGGAUUUGCUAAGCAACCACCUCUUAGAUACGAUUUUUUAAUGUUUAAGCCAGGAAUGUAACCAAAAUAUUAAUUAAAUAAAGCA